This is a messenger RNA of Necator americanus (New World hookworm), 393 nucleotides long. RefSeq lists its product as uncharacterized. The record is from RefSeq and is a predicted model, not a curated record. NCBI's taxonomy places the organism in Eukaryota, Metazoa, Nematoda, Chromadorea, Rhabditida, Ancylostomatidae. Bases 1 to 393 code for a protein of 130 amino acids. The transcript has 4 exons.
AUGAUGAAUGCAGUAGCGAUCAAACUCUUCUUCAAUGAGUUCUGUUACCAAGGCUAUGUGCUGAAGAACGACGGCAACUACAAGAAGGAUAAUCACCAAAGACGCAAUGAAGAUCUUCACGCAGAAGUCGAUGUGGUGUAUCGCCCGAUGACACAUGGAAGGUAUCUUACACCUCCAUCGAAAGUGGCUGCAAAAAAUCGUCUCUGCUUGUUUGGCCAUAACACUAAAGAGCACAAUAACAAUCGCCUUCUUCAACAAGAUCGGUAUGCCAAAUGGAAAGAAAAAAUUACGCUCGAAGGCGUGUUCAUCCUGUGCGACAACGAGGGCAUCCGUCAUCUUCCUCGACUUCCAGCUCAUAGAAGCAGGAUGACCUUCUGGAUGAAGAUUACAUGA